Messenger RNA from Scylla paramamosain (green mud crab), 1741 nucleotides. RefSeq lists its product as uncharacterized. The coding region runs from base 321 to 1481 and encodes 386 amino acids. The transcript has 2 exons. The record is from RefSeq and is a predicted model, not a curated record. NCBI's taxonomy places the organism in Eukaryota, Metazoa, Arthropoda, Malacostraca, Decapoda, Portunidae.
AAGAGGAGGAGGUAGAGUAUAGUGAUUUCACUUCACGACUAUUUAACUGACGUCACCGGUAGUCAACGAGAUGCCCGCUUCACCAGCUCCACGUCAGUUCGCUGCUAGUCUCCACACAGUCCACACCUCAACGCUGUCUGCUGUUCCGCUCGUCGACCACCUGGCUUCUGUUCACCGGCUUUCUCUUAGGAGUCAGCCUGGUAAGCCUUCACCCGCUACAGCAGGGUGUUAGCUGUAUGGUGAUUCCACAUAUAUGAUCUAAGGACGUAUAUGUUGGCUCUUGUGUUUCCUUCCCGUUUUCCGUUCUUUCUAGACGUGAGAUGUCGGAACGGGAAAAGGGCUCAGGAACGCCUCGGCGUCCCCCCUCACCUGCUUCGGGAGGGAAGCGACGUGAGAAGGACCUUCUAGAAGGCGAUGGCAAGCGGAGGAAGGCCUCCCGGGAUAGUUCCAGUACUCAACCACCUCCCGCCUGUCCGCAGUCAGCUGCGGGCCCGAGCCACAUCGGCGAUACAGCGGUGCCUCCUUCGAGUGAAGUAACUUUGGACAAGCUUUCUACCCUUUUGGGUGCUCUAAUUGAAAGAUUAGACCAGCCGGCAGUCCCUCCAGUGUCGGUGGAGACAAACUUCACCUUCCCCCAUUCUGAUGAUGAGGCAGCUGAAGCGCCUCGGUGUCUGCCCGAAGCUGAUCCCCUUGACGACCUCGAUCUGCUUACUGCCCCCGCUACACAGUCAACCGGUGAUUCGGUGGUUGAUGCGGAUUUCCAGAAAGCUCUCGAUGAGUUUGCUGGCCACUUCCGGGGUGAGGAAGAGACAGGUGACCCCUUAUCUGACCGCCUGGCUGGCAUUCUUAAUGCCAGUCUGAGACGUCGGCCCUCUUCUGACGGUGUGAAGCUUACAUGUGAUAAGAUCAAACUCCCGAGUAAUGUACCCAAUUUAAAGGUCCCAGCGACUAAUUCUGCCAUCACAAAGGCAAUGAGCGUCGGUGGAAAGCUAGUUGACACUCGGCUGUCACUUACUAAUAAACUGUUGACCAAGGCGUUGGUCCCCAUUGCCUGUUGCAUCAGUGAUAUUGGUGAUAAGAAAGACAAGCCUGUAAACUACUACCUUGAUGGUCUUAAUAACAGCCUGAGGCUACUGACUUCCGCUGUUAACUACAUCAAUCAGCUUCGGAAAGAGAUUGCUCGAACUCAUGUGAAUGAUUCUGCCUUGGCAGAGCUCUGCAAUUGGGAGUGUGAGGUCGGCAAGGAUGAUUUAUUCCCGUUCGAUGUGAUUAAGAAGUGUGAGGAAAUUCACAAAUCCAGGAAACUUGGGCGGCCCACCUUCCGCCCUUACAAAGCUCCUGGAAAACGAUUUGCUUCACCUCGCCAGUUACCCUCACGCCCUCACUCUCAGCAGCCGAGACCACGUCACCAAACAAGGUCUUUUUUAGGCCAGAGGCCUCCCCAGGGGAAGGGGAUGCCGAGACACAGAGCUCACCAGUGAAAGUACCUUUGGUCGGCGUCAGCCAGUAAGGCGGCCCUGCGGCUCCCUUUGUCGACAAUUAUCUCUACUAUUGGCUGGACCAGAGAAUCUACAUUCACGAAGUACUACAGGAAGCCCAUAAUUGAUGCUGGUGAAUUUUCCAGAACUGUACUCUCAUAACUUGUAGUUCUUCACGCGCAUUAUUGUUGUAAGCCGUGCUGUUGUUGUACUUGUUUGGGUUUGUUACUGAAUAUUGGGUAAUAAAAGGCUGUUCAUGCUUC